GCCCCGGGCGGCGCGGGCGGGGCGCGGGCCCGCCAGGCCAUUGGCUGCGCGCGCGGGGGGACUGUUCGCUCCUACGGGCUGUAGAUGGAGCUGUCCGGCCCGGGCGAGGGGGAAGGCGCCCGCGCUCGGUUCUUCUUCUCGGCGGCCGGCCCGAGCGGGGCACAGCACUCCCAGGAUGCAGUUUGUGUCAACACGGCCGCAGCCGCAGCAGCUGGGCCUGCAGGGCCUGGGGCUGGACGGCGGCAGCUGGGGCUGGGCGCAGGCGCUGCCCGCCGACGAGGUGUGCCACCAGGAGCCGGCGCUGCGCGGGGACAUGGCCGAGGGGAUGCCGCCCAUGCAGGCUCAAGAGUGGGACAUGGACGCCCGGCGGCCGAUGCCCUUCCAGUUCCCGCCCUUCCCGGACCGGGCCCCCGUCUUCCCUGACCGCAUGAUGAGGGAACCCCAGCUGCCCACGGCUGAGAUCUCGCUCUGGACCGUGGUGGCCGCCAUCCAGGCCGUGGAGAGGAAGGUGGACGCCCAGGCCAGCCAGCUGCUGAACCUGGAGGGCAGGACGGGCACGGCCGAGAAGAAGCUGGCCGACUGCGAGAAGACGGCCGUGGAGUUCGGCAACCACAUGGAGGGCAAGUGGGCCGUGCUGGGCACCCUGCUGCAGGAGUACGGGCUGCUGCAGCGGCGCCUGGAGAACAUGGAGAACCUGCUGAGGAACAGAAACUUCUGGGUCCUGCGGCUGCCGCCGGGCAGCAAGGGGGAAGUCCCCAAGGUGCCCGUGACCUUCGUGGAUAUCGCUGUGUACUUCUCUGAGGACGAGUGGCAGAACCUGGAUGAGUGGCAGAAGGAGCUGUACCACAACCUGGUGAAGGAGAACUACCGGACGCUCAUGUCCCUGGACGCCGAGGCGCCGCCGCCCAAGUCCGACGGCCCAUCGCAGCCCGAGCCCCGGGAGGAGCCGUGCGUGUGGGAACAGCGCGAACCCGAGGAGAGGGACAUCCUCCUGGAGCCGGACCCAGAAGCAGAGCCCCUGGUGCCGGCGCAGGACACGGCCUCACAGGUGAAGCGCGAGGCCCCUCUCUGUGACCGCGCCCAGCGGGGCCUGGAGGACAGAGCCGUGGCCACAGAGUCCAUUACCGACUCGCCAGCCUCUGGCCCCGACCUCCUAUCCCGGAUCAAGCAGGAAGAGGCCCCAUGCGUGUGGGACCAGCAGGACCUGACCGACAGGGACAUCCCCACGGACCCCAACUCAGAGUCGCUGCUCUCAGCACACGACAUCCUAUCCUGGAUCAAGCAGGAGGAGCAGCCGUACCCCUGGGGUGCGCGCGACUCCAUGGAGGGAGAGCUCGGACUGGACUCUGGCCCUGGUGACAGCCUGCUGAUGGUGAAGAACCCGACCCCCGCGCCCCCGCAGCCACCGCCCGCGGCCGCCCCGCCGAGCCUGCCCGCGCUGCCCGCCUCCGAGACGGCGGGCACGGCCGGGGCGCCGAGCCGGGGCGCGGGCGCCCUGCUGGACGAGGCCUUCCCGGCGCUGCCCGGGGAGCGGGGCGCGGGGCGCGGGGCGCGGGGGGGGAGCGGAGCGGCGCCCGGCGGCGGCGCGGAGGGCGGCGGCGGCGGCGGCGGGAGCAGCAGCAACAGUGGGGCGGCGGGGGGCUGCGGCAGCUGCUGCGCGGGCGGGCUGCGGCGGAGCCUCCUGGUGCACGGCGCCCGCAGCAAGCCCUACUCGUGCCCCGAGUGCGGCAAGAGCUUCGGCGUGCGCAAGAGCCUCAUCAUCCACCACCGCAGCCACACCAAGGAGCGGCCCUACGAGUGCCCCGAGUGCGCCAAGAGCUUCAACUGCCACUCGGGCCUCAUCCGCCACCAGAUGACGCACCGCGGCGAGCGGCCCUACAAGUGCUCCGAGUGCGACAAGACCUACAGCCGCAAGGAGCACCUGCAGAACCACCAGCGGCUGCACACGGGCGAGCGGCCCUUCCAGUGCGCGCUGUGCGGCAAGAGCUUCAUCCGCAAGCAGAACCUGCUCAAGCACCAGCGCAUCCACACGGGCGAGCGGCCCUACGCCUGCGCCGAGUGCGGCAAGAGCUUCCGCUACAAGGAGUCGCUCAAGGACCACCUGCGCGUGCACGGCGGCCCGGGCCUGGGCGCCCCCCGGCCCCCGCAGGCGCCCCCCGAGCGGGACUAGGGCUGGGCCGGGGGCGCGGCCGGGGCCCCCCCGCGCUCCCGCCGCCUUCCUGGCGCGCCCUCCCGCCCGCUCUGCCUGCUGGCCGUCUGCUGGA
Messenger RNA from Sorex fumeus (smoky shrew), 2264 nucleotides. RefSeq names its product zinc finger protein 282 (gene ZNF282). Gene Ontology annotation, biological process: regulation of DNA-templated transcription. Bases 176 to 2170 code for a protein of 664 amino acids. The record is from RefSeq and is a predicted model, not a curated record. Lineage: Eukaryota; Metazoa; Chordata; Mammalia; Eulipotyphla; Soricidae. The transcript is spliced from 10 exons.